Molecule: messenger RNA, 2667 nt
Organism: Geosmithia morbida
Lineage: Eukaryota; Fungi; Ascomycota; Sordariomycetes; Hypocreales; Bionectriaceae
Product: chromosome transmission fidelity protein 4
Exons: 2
Coding region: 1-2667 (888 amino acids)
Biological process (GO): DNA repair; mitotic cell cycle; DNA-templated DNA replication
Cellular component (GO): nuclear replication fork
Molecular function (GO): chromatin binding; protein binding
Source: RefSeq, a predicted model, not a curated record
AUGGACUCGACGAUAUCGACACGACCACAGGCUCGGCCAGCCCACACGCAGGGCGUGACGCGAUGCGGGUACACGGCCGACGGCAGCCGUCUGGUGACGGUCGGAUCUAACAACCUGAUCCGGAUGUACAGGACGGGGUCGGACGGUGAGCCGGAAAACAUCGAUGACUGCCAGGAGCAGAAUGUGGCGCUGGCGGCGGGCAAGGACAUGUUUGUCGUGGGGGCCGAAGACGGCACGGUGAGCCUGUACUCGAUCGAGACGGCGUCGUUUGACAAAUUCUUGACGCGGACGACGCUACCGCCUCGGGACGUGGCGCUGUCCUCGGACUACCGCUGGUGCGCCAUCGCUAGCGACGAGCAGACGGCCAAGGUGGUCAACACGGCCGACAUCUCGCAGGUUCGGUACCUGCGCGAGCACAACCGCCCCACGCGGCACGUCAGCUUCGACCCGCAGGGCCGGCUGGUGACGCUGUCGGGCAUCGACGGUAUCGUGUACGUCUACUCGCUCACGGCCGAGCAGCCAGAGCUCAUCCGCAAGGUCGACGGCGUCAUCGCCGCUCUCGACGGCGACUCGGACCUGUCCACCCGCGCCGUCUGGCACCCGGACGGCAGGGCCUUUGCCGUCGCCACCCCGACCCGCGACAUUCAGGUUAUCUCCAAGAACGACUGGGAGAAGCAACGUUCCUUCCCCAACGGCCACCUCUCCGACAUCACCGCCAUCGCUUGGUCCCCCAACGGCGCCAUGCUCGCCUCGGCCGGCAAGGACGGCAAGGUGCUCGUCUGGGAGACCAAGACCCAGAGCGUCAUUGCUCGCUACGACUACUCUAAUGUCGUCGACCUGGCCUGGCACCCCACCAAGAACAUCGUUUCCUUCACCACCACCGACGGCGAGGUCUACAUCUAUCCGGACUUCCUCUCAGACCAGUUCGCCCCGCUGCUUAAGCUGCCCCGCCAGCCCGCCCCCUUCAUCCACGACCCCCUCUCCGAGAUUACAGGCAACAACAGGAGGCCGCAGGCGCCGCAGGCCAAUGGUGGCGGUUACAAGACGAGCGAGAUGCCCUCACGCCCGAGGAGGGAGUCCCUUGGUAGUCUCGCAUCCUUCCUGGGUGGGGCAGAGGACGAUGAAGGCGACGACUUCGUCGUCGAUGACGACGGCGCCGGAUACACCCUCGGUGGGGCCGCCGGGGGGGCAAACAAGAGGGGAUGGGACGGUGGCGACGCCGACGACCUGUCGCGCAAGCGCCGUCACCUCGAGUCCCAGUACCACGAGGCCUUUCAACCCGGGUCGACGCCCUGGAGGGGGAAUCGCAAGUAUCUCUGCCUGAACCUCAUCGGCUUCGUGUGGACCAUAGACCAGGACUCGCACCACACGGUCACGGUCGAGUUCUACGACCACGACUUCCAGCGCGACUUCCACUUCACCGACACCUUCCUCUAUGACAAGGCCUGCCUCAACGAGCACGGCACCCUGUUCUCCUGCCCCCCCCGGGAGGGCGCCACCGCCGCCGACAGCGCCCCGGCCACAAUCUUCUACCGUCCCCACGAGACCUGGACCCAGCGCAUGGACUGGCGCACCGAGCUGCCCCGCGGGGAGGCCGUGACGGCCAUGUCCCUCAGCGACUCGUUCGUCACCGUCGUCACCACGGCCGGAUACGUCCGCGUCUUCACCCUGUUCGGCAUGCCCUACCGCGUCUACCGCCCAAAGAGCAACCCCAUGGUCACCUGCGCUAGCUACAGGGACUAUGUCCUCACCAUGGGCAAUGGCGCCGUCGGCCCGGAUGGGUCCACGCGCCUCUUGUAUACCAUCGAGAAUGUCAAGAGGGAUGAGAUUUGCCAGAAUGAGGAUACUGUUGCUUUGCCCGAGGGCGCUACGGUGAAGAGCGUUUUCUUCUCCGACAAUGGUGACCCCUGCAUAUACGACUCAACAGGUACGCUUUUGACGCUCAUCCAUUGGCGUCAACCCUCCCGGGCAUCCUGGGUUCCCCUGCUCGACACCAAGCUCCUGCCCCGACUGGCAUCCGGGCGCAAGAGCGAGACGUACUAUCCGGUGGCAGUAGCGGACAACAAGUUCCACUGCAUCAUCCUCAAGGGUGGUGAUCAAUACCCCUACUUCCCGCGACCCCUCCUGUCCGAAUUUGACUUCUCCGUUCCCAUCUCUUCGGCUCCCAGGGACGCCAGCUCCAAGAAGGGCAAGAAGAAGAAUAAUAAGAAGAAGAAGAGCAGGAACAUCGGCUCGGACGACGACAUGGCCGACGGUGCUGACUCGGAGGAGGACGAUACCGAUAACGACAAUGAUGAGUCCGGCCAGGAAAACUCGGAGACAAAACCCCUCGAACAGGCCUUCCUACUCAAGGGUAUCCAGGCGGCCCAGAUGCGGGACCUAGUCGACUCUACAUCAGGCGCGCACACUCACCGCAUGCUGCUGUCUCGGCUAGAGGUGGAGAUUGACAAGACGCUCCUGCAGCUGCUGGCAGUCGAGUGCCGCGAGGGCGAGGAGAGAGGGAUGCGUGCCCUGGAGAUGGUGCAGCUCAUGCGCGAUCGCACGGGCCGCAUGUACGAGGCUGCUGGGAAGGUGGCGGAGAGGUAUGGGAGGAGUAUACUCGGGGAGAAGAUUCGUGAGGUUGGCGAGAAGAGAGUUGGCGGCAUGGAUGACGAUGACGAAUUCUAG